Molecule: messenger RNA, 5425 nt
Organism: Syngnathoides biaculeatus (alligator pipefish)
Lineage: Eukaryota; Metazoa; Chordata; Actinopteri; Syngnathiformes; Syngnathidae
Product: retinal guanylyl cyclase 2-like
Exons: 28
Coding region: 986-4180 (1064 amino acids)
Biological process (GO): protein phosphorylation; receptor guanylyl cyclase signaling pathway; cGMP biosynthetic process
Molecular function (GO): guanylate cyclase activity; ATP binding; protein kinase activity
Source: RefSeq, a predicted model, not a curated record
AGCGCACGUAAUCCAGAGCUGGAUUAUUAGAUCGCCUCUCAAUGGCAAAGCGCUGCACCUGGUGAAAGUAGUGACCAGAUCAAAGCUAAAAUGGAGUAGUCGUCACAUAUACUCUUAUCGGGGAGGGGGGGAAUAUUUGUAAUUGGUCCAAAAAUUAUUCAUUUACUACCAAUAGUGUUUGUCUCCUAAUGCCAGCGUUUUAUUUUGACAGAACAGUUUAAUGCUAAUCUUACCCAUUUUCUACUCAAUGGCAGAAGAUUUAACCUUGGUUUUCACUUUUAUUAGUGUGCUGUAUCCCCCCCCCCCCCCCCCCCCACACACACACACACUAUUGUAAAAUACGUGACCUGACUUAUUAAAAUAAUGUAAUCUAAUGAUGUCAAACUCGGACAAUGUAGUCGUGCAGUCAUCCGUCGUUGCUCAUGCAGCCCCACAUCGUUACUUCAGUAUAUGCACGCUGUACUGAAGUAGAAGUAGAGGUACUACACCCGGCUGAUUUCGCCAUCUCUGCAAAUAAAAUAAUUUCACUCAUGUAUUCCUCGCUCUGAGAACAAAGAACUCGCGUUGCCGCGCGAGAGCAACGUGGUCCUGCAACUGUUGUGAACGGACUAACAAAGAAAUGCUAUGUUUGAAACGUGUCUUCAAGCGUAGAGCUUAAAAUGCAACCAGAUGCCUGAAAAAUCUUAAAUGCAGUAACAAAAACAAAACAAAAACUCAUAAUUGUCUUCGGUUCCCUCCUUGCACCACUGGCCACACGAUGGAGUGUUUGAUGGCUCGGCGGCCAAUUGGAAGUUCCGAGCUCUGGUCCGUCAGCUCACCUGGCACGCGGGCAGCCGCCAAACGCACGUUAGAUGUCACCUGAAGCCAAACGAGAUUAAAACCAAAGCCUCUUUCUGCCUGCCGCUUGCCGGCUCCUUCCAUCUGACUCAGCAUCAGUUUGCAGGCUUUUCCGUGGACAAAUGAGGCUCAGACACGAAGAGUGACAAUGCCACUGGCCGGGUGGUUACUGGGGCUGUGUUUGUGGUGGCUAAGCAUUGCAGAGGUUUGGACCGCUACCUUCAAGUUGGCUCUCAUUGGUCCCUGGUCCUGUGAUCCGAUGUUCUCCAGGGCAAUGCCGACGGCGGCAGCCAACUUGGCACUGUCCAGGCUACGCAGGGAUGACAGCUUGAGCCAAGGCUAUUGGUAUGAUGUCAAACUGCUCGAUGAGGACUGUUCUACUUCCAGAGCUUUAACCGAAUUUGCUGAUAUGGAGGGUUACGGUCACGCCUACAUCGGACCCUUCAACCCCGUCCUUUGUCACGCCGCCUCUUUAUUGGCUCAACACUGGGAGGCGGGGCUGGCCUCUCCCGGGUGCCUCGACGCCAAUUGGCCCAACCUGCCGCCCGUCCCUCCCCCCAGCAGGGUCCUGUUCACGGUGCUCAGGUUCUUUCGCUGGGCACACGUCGGCGUCAUCUCGGCCCCGGUCGACAUUUGGAGGAGCACCGGACAGGAAGUGGCCUCCGCCCUCAGGGGCCUCGGCUUACCGGCUGGCCCUGUCGUCACCAUGGAAACAAAGACGGAGGCCGGCCCUCGGGAUGCACUUCAGGCAAUCAGAGACGCAGACAAGGUCAAAGUGGUCAUCUUGUGCAUGAGCUCCGUCCUGAUUGGUGGGGAGGAUCAGCGAAAGCUGCUAUUGGCUGCCCUGGAUAUGGGCAUGGUCUCUGACGGCUACGUCUUUAUUCCUUACGACGCCCUGCUGUACGCGCUGCCCUACCAGGACACGGCGUUCCCCCAGCUGAGCCGCAGCACCCGACUUCGGCACGCCUACAGCUCCGUUCUGACCGUCACGAUGGCAUCGGAUCAGAAUUUCUACCAAGCUUUUCGUCAGGCCCAGAUGAACAGAGAGAUCCGAUCGGCCGUGUCGGCAACGGAGCAGGUGUCUCCGCUCUUUGGGACCAUCUUCAACAUGGUUUACUUCGUCGCGAAGGCCGUGGAGGAGCGCCGGCGGGCGGGCGGCGGGCGCUGGGUGACCGGUGAUCAGUUGCUCCGGCGGGACGAAGGAUUUCAAUAUCAAGGAUUCAAUCAGACGGGCGUCGCUGCCGCCGAGGUCUUGUACGGGGGCAAAGGUGGACCCGGCAUGCAGGCCGGCUACGUGGUGUUGGACUGUGACGGCGACAAACUUGCGCCCACGCACACGCUGGCUCCGACGCACGCCACCGGGCCGGUGGGCGGCCUGAAGCCGCUGAGGCGCUCCUUCCACUUUCCAGGGGGGAAACCCCCGAGCGCCAGCUUCUGUUGGUUCAAUUCAGAUGAGGCUUGCAAAGAUGCAGACACUGCGAUGGUCUUGUUUUUCUUCACGUUGAUGUGCACUCUGCUCGGCGCCAUCUUCUUUUGGAUCAGGAAGCACAGGGGAGCGGAGCCCCCCUCCAAACUCAUUCUGACGCUAGAUGACAUCGUCUUCAUUGACACUCAAGUCAGCAGGAAGAAGCUGAACGACGAGUCAAUCAUGAGGAGUCUUCUUGAAAUCAAGACGCCUUUCCGCUCCAUCGCCAGAAGCUACAUAUUGACCACCCCCGAGAGCUCCAAUAUUGGAAUCCUGGAGGGCGACUGGGUUUGGCUGAAGAAGUUACCGGCGACGGGGACGGUGACGGCGGUCAAUGAAAACACGCAGAAGAUCUUCAGCCAGUUGAGGGACAUCCGACACGAAAACCUCAACCUCUACUUGGGCAUGUUUGUGGACUCUGGAAUUUUCGCCCUGGUGGUGGAGCACUGCCCUCGCGGCAGCCUGGCCGACCUGUUGGCCGACGGCGACAUGAGGCUGGAUUGGAUGUUCAAGUCGUCCCUCCUGACGGACCUCAUCAAGGGGAUUAAGCAUCUCCAUUUGCGGGGUUUAAGUCACGGCCGUCUCAAGUCCACAAACUGUCUGGUGGACGGGCGCUUUGUGCUGAAAAUCACCGACUAUGGCGUCCCCAUGAUCACUCACUCGGAGAGACUGGACAUUUGUGAGGACCCGCAAGAGCUGCUGUGGACCGCGCCCGAGAUCCUGAGGCACCCCGUCAGAGGAGGCACGAUGGCCGGGGACGUGUUCAGCUUCUCCAUCAUCAUCCAGGAAGUGAUAUCACGAACGCUCCCGUACGCCAUGAUGGACAUGCCCGCCUUAGAGAUCUUGGAGCGUUUGAAGCAGCCGCCCCCUCUGUGCCGACCCGUCGUUUCGGUGGACGAAGCCCCGGCCGAGUGUCUCUCUCUGAUGAACGAAUGCUGGAACGAAGACCCCGCCAAGAGGCCGACCUUCAACGAGAUCUUCAAACAGUUUCGGGGCAUCAACCGGGGCAAGAAAGCAAACAUCAUCGACUCCAUGCUGCGGAUGCUGGAGCAGUACAGUUCCAACCUGGAGGAUCUGAUCCGAGAAAGGACGGACGAACUGGAGGUGGAGAGGAACAAGACGGACAAGCUGGUGGGACAACUGCUGCCCAAGUCUGUGGCUCAGGCUCUGAAGAAAGGGAAGCCGGUUCGCCCGGAGCACUACUCGGACUGCACGCUCUACUUCAGCGACAUCGUCGGGUUCACGACCAUCUCGGCUCUCAGCGAGCCCAUCGAGGUGGUGGAUCUGCUCAAUGACCUCUAUACCAUGUUCGACGCCAUCAUUGCAUCUCACGAUGUCUACAAGGUGGAAACGAUCGGCGACGCGUACAUGGUGGCAUCCGGCGUACCCAACCGGAACGGCCAUCGACACGCGGCCGAGGUGUCCAACAUGUCGCUGGAUAUCCUGCACUCCAUCGGAGCCUUUAAGAUUAAGCAUAUGCCGGAGAUUAAAGUCAAGAUAAGAAUCGGACUCCACUCUGGUCCAGUCGUGGCAGGCGUGGUGGGUCUCACGAUGCCCAGGUACUGCCUGUUUGGAGACACGGUGACCACCGCGUCUCACAUGGAAGCCAGCGGACUUCCAUACAGAAUCCACAUCAGUCUGAGUACAGUCAAGGUCCUGUCCAGUCUCAAACUGGGCUACCACAUGGAGACCAGAAAAGCUCAGGUGAAAGGUUCCGAGGACACCUUUUGGCUCGUGGGGCGAGACGGCUUCGAUAAACCUCUGCCCGUUCCCCUGGACCUGAAGGGAGGGGCCAGUAACCACGGAAUCAGUCUGGAUGAAAUCCCGGUUGAAAGAAGACAGAAGUUUCUGGACCGACAGAAGAAAAUCAAAAAAUAGACACUUGCCAAUGGACAAAUAUAAAAACACACACACUCACAUACUACCUCUGAGCAUGGACAAUUUUACUGUCAAUUAAAAACAAACUUAAAAAAAAAAAAAAAAAAAAACAAUCUGUGUGGACAUUGUACUUUGCAGUAUACCACAAGUGCCCUGCUGAGAGACUGUUGAGCAAACCAGGUGGAAUACAAAACUGGACGAUAAUUCAAGAGAUUUUUUUUUUUUUUUUUUUUUUUUUUCAAAGACCACGGAAGGUAUCAUUUUGAGGCUUUCAGAAAGGCCUUAAAAAAAAAAAGACUCGAGACUAAUCUGUGUCCACAAGGCGGCGCUCGCAAGAGGACGUGAGUCGACUCCAAUAACUUCCUGGUUACAUGUUGGUUGCGAGUGAAUUUCAGUCACGACGCAUGAGGACGCCGAACGACUGCCUUCACUUAUUAAUUCAAUUUUUUUCUCCCCCCAGGCGAAAAUUUUUUUUUUUUUUUUUUUUUUUUCAGCGCGAGUGCGACGAAAAAACAUUCGACUCGGCUCGGCUCUCCUUUGCGGCGUGAGGGGAGGCGCUAAUUGGAGGCAGGUGCGCACCACGGAGCCAUAAAGCUGACGCGGGGUGGUGGAGAUGCAGAAUCUGGCACCGCACCAAGAGGAUCCGCACCAGGGUCAGCGGUUCUUAUAGACCAAUCAGAAUCAUCUCGAUGGUAUAGACAGAUGUGACAAAACGGGCUUGGAAAGAAAGAAGUUGUUGGAAUGUCUGCGUGGCUAAAGUGGACGGGGAGGCCGCAAGAGGAUUUUGGAUGCGGAGCUCCGGCAGUGUGCAAGUCCUGGAGGAGGAGUCGGCAGCAGUUUGGAGGAUUCCCAAACAAUGGUAGAAACGGUCCACCACUUCAAGGUCGAAGCACCGACUAAGGGAAGUGUCUUUCUUCCACUUGCUGUUCGUCGCCGCUGACUCGCAUGAUUUUUGACCUUUUUUUUUUUUUUUUUUUAGGCUGGCACUUUGAGUAAGUGAACUAAGUUUGGCCUUUUGAGCUGCACUCCAUUGUAUUUGUUUCCCCGUUUAGGUGCGGUGGAUUGGACGAGCGUCAUAAGUCCUUGGACAUCGUGAACCGAUCUUCAGCAAACUAAAUGAUUUCUCCUCCACCCCCACCUCGCUGGAGCAUUGCCAAAAAGAAAAGCGGGAAUGUUCCGCCACCUCAAGAUCCAAGGACCGGCGAAUGGCAGAACACAAGAUGAACGGCUUCAUUUCCCCGUCAG